ACAACGUUCUGCGGGGGCGCGCGCGUGCACUCUAAUCCCCCGCCUUCCGGCUCCGGCGGCGACGCUCGUUUCUCGCCGCCGUCCCUCGCCGCCGCCGCCGCCGCGCCACCAGUGCCAGCCUCCCUUCGGGGACUCCAUUUGCUUUUAGUGCGGUCUGGGCGCCGCGCACGCGGGCGCAGGGCGAUGCCCGGUGCCGGCGGACUGGCGUUCCCUGCGCCAAGCGGCCGCCCGCUGGCUGGCUGGCUGCGGCAGUGACACCCUGGUCGCCUGCGUCCGGGCGGAAUCCGGGCUCCCUCCGCGGGAGGAAAGACGUCCCGCGCUCUGGAGCUCGCCCAGCGGGGAGAGGCCCUCGCUAACACGGCUUCUCUCUGACCUCUUAAUUUCAGGAGGUUUCGGAGACUCUGAGUGCCUAUACAACCCCCGCAGGAACUACUUCUGUUGGCCCACCGAGGAUCGUCUUUCACCGGGAUUAUUGUAACAUCAUCUUCACGGAGCCUUCCACCCCAUAGCCUCUACCUUGGGUCCUAAUUUCCACCGAUGCAGUUUAUUGAUGCUUUCUUUAGUAAUGUUGCAUCACAUGUCCACUAUCCUCCUUUCCCGCUGCCAAAUGCAGUAGGUUUAAGUCGCUUUUAAAGUAGAGAGUUUUCUGCCUGUUCCACUUUCACCUUAUUUGCACCGCUCACUUCCGUCCGGGUCAUCUCUUGCUUAUGAUUUCCACAAGCACUCACUUGCGCAACCUAUAGCAGAGUCCUUGCCUAGAGAGACAGCAUUCCAUACAAUCCACUGCUUGACAAAGACCACAUAGACAGAGGGUGAGUUUUCCCAUUGUAUUUUCCUGUAUGUCAAGUUUACAAGUCCUCUCUUGACUUAAACUGUUUACUCCCUAGCACAUUUCCUAAAAUACUUCCACCUGAGAUUUAGUGGCAGAUUUAGCAAAGAACAUUACCUGCAAGGAUAGCAAGAAUUGAGUAUGCAGUAGUACUGUUUAGAAACUGUUCAGUUUCUGACCUCCAGUGUGAUUGCAAUUCACAAAAGAACCUAAACCCUAAGUGAAGAGGAAGGAAGAAAAGAGUUCAUUGGAGCUAGGCUUUGUUGUAGAAAGUUUGUAAGUUUUAAAACAGCAAGUAAACAUUCAUGUAGACCUGGUCAGGAAAUUGGUCACUGCAGUAUCCAUCUAGGUCCUAGAAGUGAGAGGAGGAAUCUUUCAACCUCAUUUUGUAGUCGCUUUGUAUUCAAAUCUUAGUUGCUAAUUGUCUUGUUCUAGUUAUCACCUAAAAUAGACACCUAAAAUGUUGGGGAAACGUAAGCGUGUGGUGUUGACAAUUAAGGACAAGCUUGACAUUAUUAAGAAACUUGAGGAAGGCAUCUCUUUCAAAAAACUUUCUGUGGUGUAUGGAAUUGGUGAAUCCACAGUUCGUGAUAUUAAAAAGAACAAAGAAAGGAUUAUAAACUACGCAAACAGUUCAGAUCCUACCAGUGGGGUAUCCAAACGUAAAUCUAUGAAGUCAUCAACAUAUGAGGAACUUGAUAGAGUUAUGAUAGAGUGGUUUAACCAACAGAAAACAGAUGGGAUUCCAGUGUCCGGAACGAUUUGUGCAAAACAAGCCAAGUUCUUUUUUGAUGCUUUGGGCAUGGAAGGUGAUUUUAAUGCAUCAUCAGGCUGGCUAACUCGAUUUAAACAGCGCCAUGGCAUUCCAAAGGCUGCUGGUAAAGGAACAAAACUAAAAGGAGAUGAAACUGCAGCCAGUGAAUUUUGUGGUAAUUUUCAGGAAUUUGUUGAAAGAGAGAACCUACAACCAGAGCAAAUUUAUGGUGCUGAUCAAACUGGAUUGUUCUGGAAAUGUCUACCAUCAAGGACAUUAACUCUUGAAACUGAGCAAAGUACUUCUGGGUGUAGGUCAAGCAGAGAGAGAAUCAUUAUUAUGUGUUGUGCAAAUGCCACAGGUUUACACAAACUUAACCUUUGUGUUGUGGGGAAGGCCAAAAAGCCCCGAGCAUUCAAAGGCACUGAUCUUUCAAACCUUCCUGUGACAUAUUACAGUCAAAAAGGUGCAUGGAUAGAACAAUCUGUUUUCAGACAGUGGUUUGAAAAGUACUUUGUGCCACAGGUGCAGAAGCAUUUGAAAUCCAAGGGACUCUUAGAAAAAGCAGUGCUUCUUUUAGAUUUUCCCCCAGCACAUCCACAUGAAGAAAUGUUGAGCUCAGAUGAUGGCAGAAUUAUUGUGAAGUAUUUGCCACCAAAUGUCACAAGUCUGAUUCAACCAAUGAGCCAGGGAGUUCUAGCCACUGUAAAAAGAUACUACCGAGCAGGACUUCUCCAGAAAUACAUGGAUGAAGGAAUUGACCCAAAAAUAUUUUGGAAGAACUUGACAGUGUUGGAUGCAAUUUAUGAAGUGUCAAGAGCUUGGAACAUGGUAAAAUCAAGUACCAUAACCAAAGCAUGGAAAAAACUUUUCCCUGGCAGUGAAGAGAAUUCAGGUAUGAACAUCGAUGAAGGAGCCAUUUUAGCAGCCAAUUUAGCAACAGUUUUACAGAACACAGAAGAAUGUGAACACGUUGACAUUGAGAAUAUUGAUCAGUGGUUUGACUCUCGGAGCAGUGACUCAAGCUGUCAGGUGAUGAUUGACAGUGAAAGUGCUGAGGACCAGACCAAGGCUGCUGAGCAAAAGCCUUCCAGUAAGAGUAGAAAAACAGAACUGAAUCCAGAGAAGCAUAUUAGCCAUAAAGCUGCACUUGAAUGGACUGAAAAUUUACUAGAUUAUCUUGAACAACAAGACGACAUGCUUCUGUCUGAUAAAUUGGUAUUAAGGAGGCUUCGGACCAUGAUAAGAAAAAAACAGAAGAUCCAAAAUAGCAAAAAUCAUUAAUAAGGCUCAGUGUAUUUGCAUCUUUGUGACUGUAUCUGCAGUGAAACUUUUCUUGUUUGAAGUCCUGUGGAUUCCAAAGCCAAAUACAUUUUAUAAAUGAUUUUAGGAUUAGAUGUCAGUUUGGAUUACUUUAAUACAGCUCUUUAAUGUUGACUCUAAUCAUGGGGCAUUGACAUGUAACUUGUCUUUUUACGGUUUCUAAUAUGUAUUGUACUAAUUAGAUCAUAAGGUACCCAAGGCCAGGGAUCUUGUGUCUGUUGUGCCUGAAUUCAGUGUGUCUAAUAAAGGCCCAUGCACACUAUAGGCACUCAAUAAAACUUACAUUUUUAUGGCUUGCUUUGAAGUUGAACUUCCAAAUUGAAAUAUGUUGGGGGUAAGUUCCCAUUUCACAGCUUUUCCACUGCUGAAAAUCAGAAGAGUUCAGCAAAAAUUGUGCUUGAAGUAUUUCACUGCGACUGCAGACAACAGAGGAAAAUAGUCUAAAGCCUUAAAUACUGCAUUUCUGUACUAGCAGUAUUUGGGCAAUUGGCAAUUCAGAUCAGCCAUCUCUUGAGUAUAGUAAAGGAAGAGAAGUAUGAUUUAAAAGUCCCAGAAAAAGGAUUUGUACUUCAGUUUUUUUUUUCCAUCUGAUAAGAGGGAGAGUUCUUAAAUAGUUGUGGGAAGAAUGCCAUUCCUGUUCCAGGAAAAUAGAUUUCAGUUCCCAAACCAUUGCAAUAAGGAGAAGUAAGAGUUAACAUUUUAUCAUAUGUCUUUUGGGUUCUUUAUAGAUGCCGGUAGUUUUCUCUUUAAUAAGUUUCCGACUUUUAUGUAACACUUGAAAGCUUACAAAGUAUGUAUGUCAUUUGCUUUCAUGUAGCAUUUUUUGUGAAAACAAAUGCUGAGAAUAUAAGCAUACCUCUAAUUUGUGGAACCAGUACACGAACAGUGGACUAACAUUAAGUAAAACACGAGAGAGGCAUUGUAGAGUGCAGCUGCUGUGUGACCAUGGGCAAAUUACUUAAACCCCUAUCUGUUAAUACAACUAAUACCUGUCUCAGAGAGUUCUGUGAGGAGUAAAUGAGUUGGCAUGUGGAUUUUAAAUAAUAGGGGCUUAUAAUAGGGCCUAGCUCAGAAUAACACUGAAUGUUAGCUAUUACUGCCAUUGUGGAAAUCGAGGUUUGGUAGUAGGCAAAACCGAUCCAAUAUAUGACUCAAAGUGGGGCUGCUGCAUUAGGAAACCCUUCCAAGGAAGUGAGAUAAAAGAGAUACAAGUAAUUAGUUUCAGAGGAAAUACAAUAAUGAUUUCUUGCAUUGAAAACUGAAGGGUUACUCUAAUUGAAAAAUCACUUACCACCCCGUUAGGCUUUGUGAUGUAUGCAGGCAUUUAAGACAUCUUAGAUGGAGUUAUAUACGAAAUGGAAAUGGAAUUGUAAUUUCGUUGGUCCAGGUCUGUUAGCACUUUGCUAAUAAAAUAAAUAGAAGUUGGCUUUAUUCAUAAAAGAAAAUCUUACUAAUAUUGGCAUAAUUUAACAAAGUAAUAAAACACCUUUACAGUAGAUAAGAUCGCAGUAAGCAGGACACUUGGAAUAUUUUAUCAAACUAAAGUAAUAUAGGAUCAGUAGAAAAAGCAAAAGAAAUGUCUUAGAAGACGGUGGUUAUAGUAUUUGGGCCCAGCUAUAUAUAAGGAGCUUAUCAUUUAGCCCGCUUCUGAUUUUUCUUUCAUGAGGAUUAUUAUCAGUGCCUUUUGAGCUGUGGUUCUGGAUUCUAGAACACCUUUUUCAGAAGACCUCUAAGAAUAUACAUUUUUGGAGAAUUCAUACAUCAUUAUUAAAACACUUUCCUCAAUUUACACAAUUAAUGUGACCUACCUGAUAGCCUUGAGGGAAUAGAACCCUGCAGGAUAAGUCCUGAGGCUAUUUGGUUUCCUGGAGACUAAGGAUUCUGAAACUUAAUAAUGGUAAUGACUUAUAUUUGAACACUGCUUUGCAUUUCUGCAUUGCUCUUUGCUAACAAAAACUUUCUUCAAUCAUGACACUGAACUGGUUUAGUCUCAUGUUUUAUCAUUAAUCCUAAUAUGAAUUGUGCAUUCUCAUUCCAUGUUUCAUUGUAAUAAAAUCUUCUCCUCCUUGA
Molecule: messenger RNA, 4976 nt
Organism: Sapajus apella (tufted capuchin)
Lineage: Eukaryota; Metazoa; Chordata; Mammalia; Primates; Cebidae
Gene: TIGD2
Product: tigger transposable element derived 2
Exons: 2
Coding region: 1290-2867 (525 amino acids)
Cellular component (GO): nucleus
Molecular function (GO): DNA binding
Source: RefSeq, a predicted model, not a curated record